AUGGGCAGCGACCACGCCGGGGACGACUUUGAAGACGACGACGUGAGCUACGACGCCGACAGCUACCUCUCUCGACCCGGCAGCGAAAGCACUCUCGAGAUCGAGCACAGCCGCCUCACACGCAGCCGGACCUCGUCGCAAGACUAUGUCAUGCGAACGCACGUACCGCUGUGGUGCAAGCAGGCGCGGGCGCUCGGGUACCUCCAGUCCGUGGUCAUCUCGACGAUCGCGCUCGAGCCUGGGCAAAGGAAGCGGUCGACGGUCUAUUACAUCCUCGAUGUCUUCUACGCGCUACCCCAACUCGGCUCGGUGCGAUCGUUCCAGCAGUGCGUGGAGCCCCAGUACCAGCUCCGCCGAAGGUUCAGCGACUGCUUUGACCUGCGACGACGCUUGCUCGAGAUCUGUGCGCCAAGCGACCAUCGCCACGUAUGCGACUACUGCAAGGGCCUGCAUCACGCUCUCAAAGCGACGCGGUUUCCCAGCCGAUGGCCACGUGCUUGGGACGUUCUCGCGUGCUGGCACUCGACGCUUCUCCGGAAGCGCCAAGAAGGCUUGCAAAGCUGGCUGAAUCGACUGCUGACGACGACGCACAAGACCGUGACGCCUGUCGGAGCGUGCGAGGCGUCGCUGCUUGUGCUGCAUGAGCUCUCAAUGUUCUUCCUCGAGUCCCCGCCUACCGACUCGGACCGAUAGAAAUCGAUGGCCUCCAU
Messenger RNA from Saprolegnia parasitica CBS 223.65, 710 nucleotides. RefSeq lists its product as hypothetical. NCBI's taxonomy places the organism in Eukaryota, Oomycota, Saprolegniomycetes, Saprolegniales, Saprolegniaceae. The coding region runs from base 1 to 693 and encodes 230 amino acids. Gene Ontology annotation, molecular function: phosphatidylinositol binding. The transcript is spliced from 2 exons. The record is from RefSeq and is a predicted model, not a curated record.